This is a messenger RNA of Peronospora farinosa, 855 nucleotides long. NCBI's taxonomy places the organism in Eukaryota, Oomycota, Peronosporomycetes, Peronosporales, Peronosporaceae. The record is from the annotation of a GenBank genome assembly.
AUGAACUCAGAGAGUGAUUCGUGCAUGACGUCAUGUCUAAAUCUGAUGCGUCGUAUGCCUCCCCGUGAGGUAGAAAUGGAUCUAUACAAUCUCACGCGUUGUAUGCCAUCACUUGCUGAUGAUUUAUACCAACGUGUGGAUCAACCACUUCAAGUAGCCGUCGACCCUGUAAAUGGUCGAAAAUAUCUGCUCUGUGACUAUAAUCGGGACGGUGAUUCGUAUCGUUCCCCAUGGAGUAAUCAAUAUGAUCCACCAUCUGUUGAGGGCGAAGGGUUUUAUCCAUCUGAGACAUUACGGCACCUUGAAAUACAAGCGAAUGAAAUUUUCGAGUCGUAUCGGGAAUUGUAUUAUCAAGGGGGGAUUUCAUCCGUCUACAUGUGGGACUUGGAACCUGGUUUUGCGGCUUGUUUUCUUGUGAAAAAAGACGUUCUUGAUCAACGUUUUGUCGAGAAAGGAUCGUGGAAUUCAAUUCAUGUGAUUGAAGUACAGGAAAGCAGUGAUGUACUGGAGAAAGGGCUGAAGAAAGCCAAUUAUCGUCUGACGACGUCAGUGUUGCUGUUUAUGAAGGUGAAUCGACCGGAACUUGGCCAUUUAUCACUGGAUGGAACACUUACGAGACAAGCGGAACGGACGAUGAAAUUUGAAGAUCAAUUUGCUCAUGUGUCCAAUAUGGGACGCAUGGUCGAAGAUAUGGAGAUUGACAUGCGGUCAAGCUUGGAUGGUCUUUAUAUCUCCAAGACGAGAGAAGUGAUCAACGGAAUGCGAAAAUUGCAACAAGGACCAAAUUUGGCAAAUCCGUUUGUAGGAGAAUUGGCUGGAGCGGUACGCAAGUACGGACAGAAACAGCAGGAGUGA